CAUUAAGAGCCCAUAGAUAAAACACUAAAGAAGCAGCUGCCUCUUCCUUUCGGGUUCCAAUAUUAGGGUUUCUGCUUCUGGAGUCCUCUCUUCCUCACACUUUCUCCCAGUCGUCUCAACCAUGGCUGAACAGACUGAGAAGGCAUUUCUGAAGCAGCCCAAGGUGUUUUUAUGCUCAAAGAAAUCUGGGAAGGGGAAGAGGCCUGGAAAGGGUGGGAACCGCUUUUGGAAGAGCGUGGGGUUGGGUUUCAAGACACCCAGAGAUGCAAUUGAAGGAACAUAUAUAGACAAGAAGUGCCCGUUCACUGGCAAUGUUUCUAUCAGAGGUCGUAUUCUUUCUGGCACUUGCCACAGUGCCAAGAUGGUGAGGACCAUCAUUGUUCGAAGGAACUACCUUCACUUUGUCAAGAAAUAUCAAAGAUAUGAAAAAAGGCACUCAAACAUUCCAGCACAUAUUUCCCCAUGCUUCCGUGUGAAAGAAGGAGAUUAUGUUACUGUCGGCCAGUGCAGGCCAUUAUCAAAGACAGUGAGGUUCAAUGUCUUGAAAGUCAUUCCAGCUGGCUCUUCUUCUGGUGGUGGGAAGAAGGCAUUUACGGGAUUGUGAAGAGAGUGGUCUUUAUAUUGUGUGCUAUGCUAUAGAGAAUGCUAGGAAUUUUUUUUUUUUUUUUUCUUUGAUCAAUUUCUAUAUCUUUUGGUAGUUCUCAGUACUUUUGAUGGAUGGCAGACUACACAAUUGGAAAUCUAUCUUAUGGUACUUUUAUUUUAUUUCGAAAUGAUUAUUUGAUUAGCAAGUUUGCCUUAA
This is a messenger RNA of Alnus glutinosa, 802 nucleotides long. Its product is annotated as small ribosomal subunit protein uS17-like. The coding region runs from base 122 to 604 and encodes 160 amino acids. NCBI's taxonomy places the organism in Eukaryota, Viridiplantae, Streptophyta, Magnoliopsida, Fagales, Betulaceae. Gene Ontology annotation, cellular component: cytosolic small ribosomal subunit; ribosome. Gene Ontology annotation, biological process: translation. The record is from RefSeq and is a predicted model, not a curated record. Gene Ontology annotation, molecular function: structural constituent of ribosome. The transcript has 6 exons.